Molecule: messenger RNA, 342 nt
Organism: Paramecium pentaurelia
Lineage: Eukaryota; Ciliophora; Oligohymenophorea; Peniculida; Parameciidae
Source: the annotation of a GenBank genome assembly
AUGAAAUACGGGAUAUUUGUAUUGCUUCUAUUUAGAGUUUAUAGUCAAAACAUAAUAACUUCGAUAAAAAAUUAUACAAAUGGAAUAAUAUAAUCUUAAGUCACAUAAUAAAAUUUAAUGGAAAUAGCUCCUUUGUUAUUACCUUUGGGAAUCAUAUUUAUCUUAUUAUUUUAGUUAAUAAAAUAUUGUUUCAGAAGACAAAUAUUAUAUGAUUAAUUACCUUAAAGUGAAUAAUAAGCUAAUAAAAAUAACAAUAAGAAAAUAAAAAUACCUAUUAAACAUAAAUUACAAUUGAUUUUAAUGAGAUAUUAUUGUUAAUUGAUGAGAUUAUUGACUAUGUGA